Messenger RNA from Motacilla alba alba, 1350 nucleotides. It is a transcript of the gene CYSTM1, whose product is annotated as cysteine rich transmembrane module containing 1. The coding region runs from base 671 to 1000 and encodes 109 amino acids. The transcript has 3 exons. NCBI's taxonomy places the organism in Eukaryota, Metazoa, Chordata, Aves, Passeriformes, Motacillidae. Gene Ontology annotation, cellular component: extracellular exosome. The record is from RefSeq and is a predicted model, not a curated record.
CCUGGGGGCCCGCGGUGCGCGCCCGCCCUGCGGACAGCGCUCCGGAGGGGUCGCGGCAGGAGGGCCCGCUGCCCGGGGUGCCGCCCUGCCUGCCAGCACCGGUUUUGUCCGAGAGCUGCCCCAGACGGCUCCCGGCUGGCGCGGCGGAGCGGGGCCGCGGCUCGCAGCGCUGCCCUGUCCGCGGGGAACGCGGCGCUGCCCGGCUGAGGCUGUGCGUGAGCCCAGGGCGGGCGCCCAGGCGGGUGGGCACGGGUGGUACUGAUGCUCAGGCUUAUUUAGUGUAGGGCAAGAGGUAUGGCAGCACUCGGAGUAAAAAUAAGAGUGCUAUAUCGUCUGUUUUACAGCUAUUAUGGUUGUCCUGGAUUUAUGUUUUCUGUUGCUAUAGCUGAGGACACCUCAUUUGGAUAAUUAAAUGUCACGGUGAAAUAGGAGAAUGAGGGGAGGAAAGGACUCGUCUCCUGUCUCUGCCGCAGGGAUGUGCCACCUCUUCUGACGGCAGUGGGCAGCCCCUCUCUGUCCAGGCUAGUGCCAGGAUCUGCCCCACUCAUCCCAGCUUCGUGUUUAGCUUUAGCUGAAAGGAAAAAAAGAGGUGCUUUUUGCUUUUCAUGCCUCUACUACGAGACGUGUGUGAACAACCUGAUUGUAAAUAGGGACAGAUUCUGCAUCCCACAUGAGCUACGAUAAUCCUCCACCGUACCCCGGCCCGGGCCCGACUGCCCCGUACCCACCCUAUGCACAGCAGCCAGGGGGCCCCCCCGGCCCCUACCCUGGCUAUCCCCCCGGGCCCUACCAGCCAGGCCAGCCAGGCUACCAAGGAUAUCCCCAGUAUGGAUGGCAGAACGCACCUCCACCACCGCCAGGACCCGUGUACGCAGAUGGGCCGAAAAACACAGUGUACGUCGUGGAGGAGCGGCGGAGGGACGACACGGGCGAGAGCGCCUGCCUGACGGCGUGCUGGACCGCGCUCUGCUGCUGCUGCCUCUGGGACAUGCUGACCUGACCGCUGCCGCCCCGCCGCUCGCCGAGCGCUAUGCAGGCUCCCCACUCCUGUCCCGACCUCUUUCUGUUACUGUAAUCAACGCUCUGCUUUGCACAGCCAAGAGUUCCCGUCUGUCCGUCCUAGCGCCUUGUCGGGGUGGGGAGUGCACUCCUUUAUUUUAGUAAAGGAAAAAAAAAAUCCCUUUUUAACAUUUCUAAGACUUUUGUUGUAACUUUGAAGAAUGUGCUAAUGGUGUAUUUCAGCCAAGGGCAUUCUGAUGAAAUGUAUAUUUACCAGUUGAGAUUUUCCUAGCCCUAGAGACGAACACGUAUGCAAUAAUUAAAGCCAACAGUUGAUUUUUCUUCACUAGG